Rhizophagus irregularis DAOM 181602=DAOM 197198 is the source of this 1333-nucleotide messenger RNA. RefSeq lists its product as uncharacterized. Gene Ontology annotation, biological process: chromosome segregation; centrosome localization; cell migration. Gene Ontology annotation, cellular component: centrosome; kinesin complex; kinetochore. NCBI's taxonomy places the organism in Eukaryota, Fungi, Glomeromycota, Glomeromycetes, Glomerales, Glomeraceae. Gene Ontology annotation, molecular function: microtubule binding. The record is from RefSeq and is a predicted model, not a curated record.
UUUUUCAAAAAAAAAAAAGGAGUUCUUUUUCCCCUUAUUUUUUUUUAAUAUUUGGUUUUUUUUAUAUAUAUACAUAAAAUACUUUUAUAUUUCACAAAACACUCCUAAAUUUCAACAAAAAAAAAACUUUUUAUUUGUAAAACCUUAAAACCCGUAUUUUUUUCAAAAUGACUGGAAAAACUUUUUCUUCGAUCAAAGAAGAGCUUGAAUACUAUAAAACUUAUUCUAUGUCAAUGGAAGAAACAUUAAACGAAACACAAAAUGCUUUAGAAGAAUUUCAAAUGACAUCUAGGGAGUUAGAAGAGGAUUUAGAACGAGAACUCGAGCAAUCAGAAAAAAAAUAUAAAGAACUUAAAGCAAGAAAUGAAUCCUUAAUACGCGAUUCUGAAGAGUGGAAGCGAAAAUAUUUACAUGCACAAACUGAAGCUAAUGAGAAUCAAAGACAAAUGCAAAGAGAACUGGAUUCUCUAAGAAACUUACAGGAAGAAUUUGUGGUUAAAACACGAGACCUUGAGAUUAAUUGUGAUGAUUUAGAACGUAACGAAAGAGCCGCAACAAGUUCUUUGUUGGAUUUAGAAAAUAAAUACAAUAAAGCAAUUGAACGUAAUGUAAUUCUCGAAAAUGAAUUAGAAGGCAAGAAUAGUUUAAUUGAACAAGUACAACGUCUUAAGGACGAAUUGAAAGAUGUACAUAUUGAAUUGGCUAUAUUGAAGAACAAACAAGAUGGUGAGCUAGGACCACCGCUACCAUCUUCAGAACCUGUUUCUCCACCAAAGAAGGAAAUCUAUAAUUCACCAGCACCUCAACCAUCUCAAGUAUCUCAAGUAUCAACCACAAAUACAGGAAGACUAGAUCAAAAUUCAAAUACCGUCAAAAUGGUUCAAGAAAUGGUUGGCAGAGUAAAGAGUAUCGAAGCGCGUCUUGUUUCAUGCCGCUCACUCGUUUCUCCACUUCUCGCACCACCACCAUCAUAUUCAACAACAAUGCCACUCGCUUCACAAUCUCCCCCACCAUCACCGAAAUCGAGAGUUGAUAAUUCUUUUCGGUCAAUGAAGGGAGCUUAUCGACGCCCUUCUAUUCAAAAGUCUAAAGCUUUCUCAAUGUCAAUUAAUCAAAUGAGACCUAACGCAAUGAGUAAAGUUCAAUAACUUACCCAAUGUCGUAUCGGAUGGUGUUUGGUCCGAUUGGUGUUUGGUCCGAUGGUGUUGUGGUAGUGAAGUUGUGUGGUGAAGAAUAUAAGAACAAUCCCUCUCCUCUUUGAAGAGGGCGUCAACUUUUAACAAACGAACCAAAAAGACGAUUGAAUAAGUUGAUAACUAAUGAAUUACAAAUU